Messenger RNA from Heteronotia binoei (common prickly gecko), 1724 nucleotides. RefSeq names its product solute carrier family 46 member 2 (gene SLC46A2). Gene Ontology annotation, biological process: transmembrane transport. NCBI's taxonomy places the organism in Eukaryota, Metazoa, Chordata, Lepidosauria, Squamata, Gekkonidae. Bases 215 to 1552 code for a protein of 445 amino acids. Gene Ontology annotation, cellular component: membrane. Gene Ontology annotation, molecular function: transmembrane transporter activity. The transcript has 4 exons. The record is from RefSeq and is a predicted model, not a curated record.
GAUUCAGGGAAAGGCACUUCACUUGUUCAAAAGGAGCAGAGAUCAACGCAGCAGACUUUGUUCUUGAACACCUCUCUCCACUUCUGUGUUGAAUGCAGCCAGUUGAGAUGUUAUGACUGAAAUAAAAAUCCUGGUUUGACAGACUCCCGCCUUCCCUCUUGUCUGUAACAAGAGGCUGAACAAACACUGACUACCAGGUAUCAAGGGUGACAGGAUGGAGAUAAGAACCUGGAUAGAGCCUGUGGUCGCUGCAGCUCAGCUUGCCAGCUCUUUCUACGACACCAGCCUGCUGCUGGUUGUGAAGAAUUACUAUAACCACACAAACACUUCCUCUGUAAGUGCCAGUGAAGGAGCUCAACAGAAAGCCAUCUCUAACUUCUACAUCAUCUACAACCUCCUCCAGGGCCUGACCCCGCUGCUGUCCGCUUACGGCCUGGCCAAGCUGGGUGAUGUGAAGAACAGGAAGAUCUCCAUCUGUGUUCCCCUCCUUGGCUAUUUGCUUUCCCGGACUUUCCUGCUCCUUUUGAUCCUGCUGCCGUGGCCAAUCGAGGUGAUGUAUGGAGCAGCUGUCUUGCAUGGUUUGAGUGGAGGGUUCACUACUUACUGGGCCAGCAUCACAGCUGUGGCAUCUCUGGCCUCCUCAGAGAGCAGGCGAUCCCUGCGCCUCAUUGUUAUUGAGCUCAUCUAUGGCAUCGCUGGCUUCUUGGGGAGCAUAGCAUCUGGACAUCUUUUCAUCACUUUCCACCUUGGUUACCAGCAGGGCACAGUGCUGGUUUCUUCCAGCAUUGCCUUAUAUGCUUUUUGUCUUUUCUACAGUCUGUUUGUUCUUAAAGUCCCCAAGCCUGCCGGUUCUUGCCCAGUUGCUUCCAUGAGCAUGGAUCAUCCUGAUGGCAAGCUGACUGAUGAUGAAAGAGAUUCGGUCUUCCAAAAAUCUGAGCAUCAACCCACUCUAGUGCCUUCCAAGCUCAUCAUUGCCAUGCUCUUUGUGGGGGCCAUCAUGUACGACUUAGCCGUGGCAGGAGCCAUAGAUGUGUUGCCACUCUUUCUGCUUAAAGAGCCCCUCAGCUGGGGACCAGAAUACAUCGGAUAUUCCUAUGCAGCUGGCUACAUGAUCUUUAUCACCAGCUUCCUGGGUGUCUUUGUGUUCUCCAGGUUCUUAAGAGACACCACGAUGAUCAUUAUAGGGAUCCUGUCCUUUGCUGCGGGCAUCUUCAUCAUGGCCUUUGUACGAUGGACAUAUCUGUUUUACAUUGCUCGUGUGGUUAUGCUGUUUUCCCUCAUUCCAUUGCCAACGAUCAGAUCUGUGUUAUCCAAACAUGUAGCAGGUUCCUCAUAUGGAAAAGUGUUUGUUCUACUGCAGCUGGCACUGGUGGUUGCAGGAGUUGUGACAUCAACAGUCUUUAAUAAAAUCUAUCAAAGCACAUUGGACUGGUUCGGGGGAUUCUGCUUCCUCUUGUCUUGUGGCAUAACUUGCUUAAGCCUCAUCCCCAUCAGUAUUGUAGCAAACAAGCAACGCAAGUCAUCUGGUUCACUGGAGAUUUUAACUGACUGAGCACAAACAAGUGUGCAUUCCUUCAGAGAUGGACAUUUGGGCUGGAACCUCUUCCACGGUUGUGUGGCCCAGAGGAUCACUGCUUUAGAAAGGAAAGUGACUUUUGGCCUUCUGAUUGGUUGCACUGACAGCGAUGUUUAUCUGCAGGAACCAGUCAUGGUGUUUUCAUAUG